Molecule: messenger RNA, 742 nt
Organism: Saccostrea cuccullata (small rock oyster)
Lineage: Eukaryota; Metazoa; Mollusca; Bivalvia; Ostreida; Ostreidae
Product: vacuolar protein sorting-associated protein 41 homolog
Exons: 7
Coding region: 2-727 (241 amino acids)
Biological process (GO): endosomal vesicle fusion; protein targeting to vacuole; cellular response to starvation
Cellular component (GO): late endosome; HOPS complex
Source: RefSeq, a predicted model, not a curated record
GAUGAUAUCAGGGCUGUACACCUCGGAGAACAAUCAGACCGUGAACUUUGACAGACCGGUCAAGGCCGUUGCCAUAGACCCCAAAUUUGCUAAACAUGGCAGUGGGAAAAACUUUGUUACCGGGGACGACAAGCUGAUAUUGAAUGAGAGAGGAGGACUGUUCAACCGACACAAGACAGUACUUCUCCACCAGGGGGAGGGGCUGAUCAGAGAGAUAAAGUGGAAGGGGGAUUUCAUUGCGUGGACAAACGAUCAUGGAGUAAAAAUUUUUGAUAUGAGCUCCAGGAACAGAAUCACCUUCAUCAGUAAAGACCACAGCUAUCGGCCUGACCAAUACAAAUGCAAUAUGUGUUGGAAAGAUGGACGCACACUUCUCCUUGCAUGGGCAGAUAAAGUGAAAGUUUGUAUUGUAAAAGACAGGGAGGAUCGGGACAUUAGAGACUUACCACAAAGAUAUGUAGAAAUCAUUGCCAUGUUUACUAUUGACUCGUUUGCAUGUGGUAUUUCUCCGCUGAGUGACAGUUUGGUCAUUCUAACGUUUGAAAAAGAAACCCAGGAAGAGGACAACAGACAGGUUUCCAAGCGACCACACCUGUUAAUUGUGGAGCCACACAUGGAGUAUUUUGAGGAGAUUUCUAACGACGCUUUGUCAGUACGGGGAUUCCAGGAAUACAAGCCUAUCGACUAUCACCUAGGUAACACCAGAUAUCAGAUAUUAGAUGAAUAAUGACUUAAGUAAUAC